This is a messenger RNA of Electrophorus electricus (electric eel), 1002 nucleotides long. Its product is annotated as trace amine-associated receptor 1-like. Gene Ontology annotation, molecular function: trace-amine receptor activity. NCBI's taxonomy places the organism in Eukaryota, Metazoa, Chordata, Actinopteri, Gymnotiformes, Gymnotidae. The record is from RefSeq and is a predicted model, not a curated record. Gene Ontology annotation, cellular component: membrane. Gene Ontology annotation, biological process: G protein-coupled receptor signaling pathway.
AUGGGCCACAAAACAAGUCUCAACCAUAGUGUAAUGAAAGAAAACCCUCAACUCUGUUCAUGCCAAAAACUUGAUUCUCUAAAAGAGGCUCAGUUAUUACUUUAUAUUAUUUUUGGCCUGAUAUCAUUUCUCACAUUAAUUGGAAACCUCCUGGUGAUCAUAACCAUUAUUCAUUUCAAACAGCUCCACACACCAACUAAUUACCUCAUUCUGUCUCUGGCUGUAGCUGAUCUGUUUGUAGGAGGACUUGUGAUGCCUCCCAGUAUGAUACGCUCUGUAGAGACCUGCUGGUAUUUGGGGAAAUUAUUCUGUAAAAUACACAGCAGUCUUGAUGUCACAAUGUCUACUGCUUCUAUUUUAAAUCUGUUUCUAAUUUCUGUAGAUCGAUAUUAUGCAGUGUGUCAUCCUCUUCUGUACCACAGUAAAAUGACUACAAAUAUGACUCUAUUUAUGAUUAUUGCUAGUUGGACCCUCUCUGCUUUUGUGGGGUUUGGCAUGACAUUUCUGGAGCUCGGCAUUCUGGGAGUUGAAGAUUUUUACUACAGUAAUAUUGCCUGUGAGGGAAUCUGUAUCCUGUUUGUCAGUAAAACAGCAGGUGCUGUGUUCACAGUGCUCUGUUUCUACAUCCCUGCUGCUCUGAUGGUCAGCAUAUACCUGAAAAUAUUCCACAUUGCUCAAAGACAAGCACGCUCGAUUCAGUGCAUCCAAAACAAGCCUUCACUACAGAAAACUGAGAUAAAAGCCACCAAAACUUUAGCAAUUGUCAUAGGUGUUUUUCUUUUAUUUUGGACCCCAUAUUUUAUUUGUGCUGUAGUUGAUCCUUUUAUUGGAUAUAUAAUUCCAAACAUUGUAUAUGAUUUAUUUGCUUGGGUUGGUUAUUCCAAUUCUACAUGUAAUCCAAUUGUGUAUGCAUUCUUCUAUAGCUGGUUUAGGAAAUCAUUUAGAGUUAUUCUAUUGGGAAAAAUAUUUCAGCCUAAUUCAUCCAGAAUUAAAUUGUUUUGA